Molecule: messenger RNA, 1617 nt
Organism: Cladophialophora psammophila CBS 110553
Lineage: Eukaryota; Fungi; Ascomycota; Eurotiomycetes; Chaetothyriales; Herpotrichiellaceae
Product: AGC/YANK protein kinase
Exons: 4
Coding region: 1-1617 (538 amino acids)
Biological process (GO): intracellular signal transduction; peptidyl-serine phosphorylation
Molecular function (GO): ATP binding; protein serine/threonine kinase activity
Source: RefSeq, a predicted model, not a curated record
AUGGGGAAUUCCCAGGGCAAACCCGUGGUCUUGACCGAUGAAGUCAAUCUCAACCAUUUUCGUCUGCUGAGGGUCGUGGGCAAAGGAGCCUUCGGCAAGGUUCGCAUUGUAGAGCGCAAAGACUCGGGCUUGACAUUUGCUCUGAAAUACAUCCGCAAGGAUGAAGUGGUUCGCUCCGAAAGCGUUCGCAAUAUCAUAAGAGAGCGGCGGAUGCUGGAGCAUCUGAACCACCCAUUCUUGUGCAACCUGCGCUACAGUUUCCAAGAUAUCGAGUAUUUGUAUCUUGUGGUCGACCUGAUGAACGGUGGCGAUCUUCGUUUCCACAUCCAACGGAAGUCGUUCACCGAGGAUACUAUUCGCUUCUGGAUGUCUGAGCUGGCUUGUGCCCUCCGCUACAUUCACGGCCAAGGCAUCGUGCAUCGAGACCUCAAACCGGAUAACGUGCUUCUGGAUUCCGACGGUCAUGUUCAUUUGGCAGAUUUCAACGUCGCCUCCGACUUCAAGCCUGGGAAGCCUCUAACGAGCAAGUCGGGGACCUUGGCCUAUCUAGCUCCCGAAGUGUUCAGGGGUUCGGGAUAUUAUAGUGAAGUGGAUUGGUGGUCUUUGGGGGUGACCAUGUACGAAUGUGUUUACGGGAAGAGGCCAUUUGAAGGACGGACUCACGAAGAACUGGUCGACGCCAUCUGUGCGGCUAACCCGCGAUAUUUUGUCACGAAACCCCCUGUAUCAAUGCCAUGCCUCCAUGCCAUGACAAACUUGAUCGAGAAAGACCGACGAAAACGGAUCGGUGCCACUGGCUUCGACACUUUCACCUCGCAUCCUUUCUUCACUUGCAUCAACUUCGAGGCAUUAGAACGAAAGCAAAUCCCUCCCGUGUUUAUUCCCUCUAGCGAGAAGACCAACUUCGACGCCACCUAUGACCUGGAAGAAUUACUGCUGGAAGAGGCCCCCUUGGAGGCUCGAGCGAGGAAACAGAAGCCGCGGGCAGAGCUGCGCAACGAUGCGACGAGCCGGGAAAUUCGGGAAGACGAGCUUCAUCGCAUGAUAGAGACCAUGUUUGAGCCUUUCGACUACACGCUGGCAAGUUAUGAUGUGAGUGCUGCGGCAGCAGUUGCUGGCACCGUGCCGGAAGAACAUGUUGAAUUAGACAUGGCGCAACCAGAAUCACAUUCUGCUCCCACAUCGCCGGACGGAUCACCACCACUCUCGCCCACCGCGGUCGCGACCCCUCCACGGCCCGAAGAAAACUUUCCACCAUUGGACGAAUUGAAAGCAGCAAUGCCGCAAUCAGUGCCGUCGGGGCCUCAUGGUCGACCUGCCUCGUCCUCGAAAUCAUUCAGCAGACCGAUUCCGCCGCAGCGACCGAUACCCGCCACGCGGCAGACUAGCAAAGGGGGCGGGGUCCAGAUGGUAUUGGACGAGUCGGGAAGUUGGACGAGUCUGGCCGAUCAGACGGCUCCGCACCACCAAGACAUACUCGGCGACGGUGGCAAGCUUGAGAAGACGAGCGGCAGUAUGCUAGGGUUCUUGAGCAGGAAAAAGGGAAGAGAUCGAAGUCCGAAACCGAAAGAGGCGGGUGUAUUAGGCAAGAUUGGGGCAAGACAUAUCAUCAGCUAA